UAUCCCGCUAUCGACCCGGAGAAGCAACCGAGAUCGUCGAGUUACAUCCGUUGGACGAUUUUUAUUGCUGGCGUGGCAGCUAUUCUCGAAUGAAAGUGUGAAACUGCUGUUGUUGGGGGGAAGAAGAAUUUGAGAAUUUCUUGAUCGCUGAUGAUCUUGUGAUCGUGUUACUCCAGACGGCAUCUCAGAGCGUGAUCGUAAAAUGUAUGACCUAGUUCGUACGCGGAGGGUAUGGAACAGUGCGAUGCUUGGAGUUGCGGCACUAAUGCUGCUCGUGUACACCGGAUGCCUAGCAUCUGAUGUCACCGAUGCCGGUAGCACGAAAGCAGAAGAAGCGGCUUCUGCUAACGCCGAGGACGCCCAGAGCACAACGGCAUCCGGAGAUGGAAUGGUUGCGAGCGGCGAUGCGGGCAUUCCGGAGGAUGGCAGCAGCUUUAUCGAUCAGUACGAGCAGGGGGUGCAGGCUUACCUGACGAACGAAUGGGAAGACUGCGUGUACUGGCUCGAGCGGGCGGUCGAGGGCUACCGGACGUAUUACGAAUCGGUUGCAAACUGUCGGAUCGAGUGUGAGUAUGAGGCGCGUAACGUGAAGCAUCGGGGUGACUUCCUGCAUGGUAGCAACGUAGACAACCUGCAGUACUAUGAGCUCAUCCUGCGGCGAACACUUUGCCUAUCGAAGUGUGCCCGCCGUUAUGCGAUCUAUCGGUAUCUACCGUUCAGCGAAGACUUUGACGGUUACUACAUGGACAUAUUUCAACAGCAGAAGGCCUAUCCGUAUCUGUACUCUUGCUACAUUCGGACGAAUCGCAUCACAAUGGCAGCAUCUGCAGCCUAUACCUAUCUGGUGCAGCAUCCUGACGAUAGUGUCAUGCGGAAGAGCUUCGAUGAUGCGAUUGAAAAGCCGGGCAUUGAUCGUGAAGGCAUCAAUGAUCUAGAGGAGAAGAAAUUUGUUAAGCUGCUCAUCGGUGGAAUCGUUGACGAGCAGGAAGGUAACUGGGAACGAGCGAUCGAGCAGCUCGAGGGUUCGAUCAAGCAGUUCAUCUUCGACGAAAACCAAUGUCGCGCAUUCUGCGAAGGAGAAUUCGAUCAUGGGUUCUUACCGGAUUUCAUUACGGCCAUUGGAAAUCACUUUACCAAUACACUGCACUGCAAACGUAACUGUACGGCACAUAUGGGCAUGGUGCGUGGGAAGUACUACGACAGUCUGUUCGCGCGCCAUUACCAAUCACUCCAGAAAGCGUACUAUCAAGUCCGGAAGUAUGAAGAAUCAUACCGGGCCGGUAUGAGCUACCUGCUGUUUCACGUCGAUGAUCCUGACAUGCCGGUGGCCCUGAAAGCGAUCGAAACCGAAGCAAGCGAUGCGAUAACAGCCAAGUUUUUCAAACCGCGUCCGGAAGCUAUUGAAUACAACGAUCGUAUGCUGUACGAGGAAAAGCUAGCAAACUUUGCCAGGGACGAGUUCGACCAACUCGAUGCCGAUCGUUCGGAAGGGGAAACGGAUUCUCUUCUAAACGACGCAGAUUAUGAUGAAGAACGGCCACUAGUGGAUGACAUGCCUGCCACCGAACGAGAAGCAUCUCCCAAAGAGCAGGAACAACAACAAGCGACUGAAGAUCCUAUAAAUUUGCUAUACCAACCACAGGAAACGACAGGCUAUAGCGAUCGUGAUGAGCUGUAGAAGUGACUGCCGGUGGUCAAUCCGAAGAUACUCUCGAAUGGAAAGCCUAACGCCUGUGCCAUAACGCUAGCAAUUAACAAAGAUACAUCAAGAUGAUGCGCUGUACACUAUCACUGCCGUCGCGAACAAUUAAGUGGGACACCAAGACGGUUCUCUCGCGUGAUUGAAUCAUUUACUUGGGCUUUUCGUUUUAUUGGGUUUGUUUUUAAUAAUGUUUUACAUAGAUCAAACAUAUCUAAACUUUGGAAAAUGUACCUUUUCAAAUAUAUAUUUAAUAAUUAUAUAUAGGUAUGUAUAUAUAUCUAUAUAUGUAUAAUAAUACACUGUAUCUAAAUGUCCGUUGCUCUUCUGGCAUGCAGGCGACACCGUGGUGUUCCUGAACAAAAACGAUGUUCUGUGUCUCGCCACCGGUCGAAUUCUAUUGGGUGUU
Anopheles darlingi is the source of this 2108-nucleotide messenger RNA. Its product is annotated as cartilage-associated protein-like. Bases 203 to 1678 code for a protein of 491 amino acids. Gene Ontology annotation, molecular function: collagen binding. The record is from RefSeq and is a predicted model, not a curated record. The transcript has 8 exons. Gene Ontology annotation, cellular component: endoplasmic reticulum. NCBI's taxonomy places the organism in Eukaryota, Metazoa, Arthropoda, Insecta, Diptera, Culicidae. Gene Ontology annotation, biological process: collagen fibril organization.